AUGCCACUUCAACAUGUCCUUAAAAGACCUGAUACAUAUGUUGGCUCCAUUGUUGACAUUACUGAGAAACAAUGGAUAUAUAAUCUCGAGGAAGACAAGUUGGAGCAUAAGGAAAUAAAUUAUGUGCCAGCUUUUUUUAAAAUUUUUGAUGAAAUACUUGUUAAUGCUGCUGACAAUAAGAUACAAGAUCCCUUAAUGAAUAAAAUAAAUGUUAAUAUUGAUGAAGAUGAUGGUCAAAUUUCUGUAUACAAUAAUGGUAAAGGCAUUCCAAUUGAAAUCCAUGAGGAAUUAAAUGUUUAUGUGCCAGAGAUAUUGUUUGGUCAACUUAUGACAUCAUUAAAUUAUAAUGAUGAUGAAAAGAAAUUUACUGGUGGAAGAAAUGGCCUUGAUGCAAAAUCUGCAAAUACAUUUAGCACUAAAUUUACUGUUGAAACUAUUGACAUGGCCAGGGAAAAAAAAUAUGUUCAAUCUUUUUAUAAAAAUAUGACAAAAACUGACAAACCAAAAAUUACUGCUUACAACAAAAAAGAAGAAUGCACCAAGAUAUCAUUUAAUCCAGAUUUUGAAAAAUUAGGGAUGUCAAAAUUGACUAAUGACACAAUUGCUUUAUUAAAUAAACAUGUAUAUGAUAUAGCAGGAACAGUAAAAAAUGUCAAGGUUUUUCUUAACAAUAAACAUAUUCAAGUUAAGAUUUUUGAGGAAUAUGUUCAAAUGUAUCUGAAAUCAGUAGAUGCUGGAUCUUCAAAAACCAAUGUUGUUCAUGAAAAAUUUGGUGAACACUGGGAAGUCAGCAUUGUACCUAGUGUUCAAGGACAGUUCCAGCAAGUAACUGCAGGCCUUUGGUUGAGAGACCUGGAUGCAUUGGAGGCUGCAUGGAAUGAAUGUUUAAUAAGACAUAGCUCAACAGAUAAUGAUGAUGAUCAUCAUCAACAACCACAUAAUAACAAGGAAGAACCUGAUAGGAGGAAAAGGAGGAGAAACAAUGGUGGUGGAGCAACAUAUGCCUAA
This is a messenger RNA of Entrophospora sp. SA101, 1008 nucleotides long. The record is from the annotation of a GenBank genome assembly. Lineage: Eukaryota; Fungi; Glomeromycota; Glomeromycetes; Entrophosporales; Entrophosporaceae.